Messenger RNA from Coregonus clupeaformis (lake whitefish), 3072 nucleotides. RefSeq lists its product as uncharacterized. Gene Ontology annotation, molecular function: nucleic acid binding; zinc ion binding. Lineage: Eukaryota; Metazoa; Chordata; Actinopteri; Salmoniformes; Salmonidae. The coding region runs from base 944 to 2953 and encodes 669 amino acids. The record is from RefSeq and is a predicted model, not a curated record. The transcript is spliced from 2 exons.
CAUGUCAUUAUUAAUGUUAUUCAUGUCAUUAUUAAUAGGUUUUACAUAAUAUCAUUAUUAUUUGUACAACUUGUAUUUUGAAUAUUGAUUUUGCUUGUAUUUAUGUGAUAGGAACUAUCUGUACAUUCUAUGUUGUGUUGGGACGCUUUUAGUGGUGACAAGUUCCAGACAUCGCGGUAAAGUUUAGUACUCUGAAAGAUAAGUUAAAUUAACGACGUGUUUAUUUACAAGUAUUCUUGUUUCUAAGUGGACCCAUUUCCCUCUCAGUUGUGUGCAGCCAGCGAGUUCGAUGGUGGAUUGAUGACGGUGGAGAAUUUAGUAGAAUAAUAAAUCCAUCAGUAACCAGAACAGCGGCGUCGUGUAUUUACUGGAGGGAGUGAUAGUCGAACUCGAGUCUGCGUGAUCGUUUCCUGACCUGCUCUGCAAGACGGCUCGUCAAGACGGACUCACAGAUAAGCCACUGUUCAGUGUUAAAGGACUCACACAAGUUCAUCCGUUUUUUUUUCAUGAAGACGUCCGUAAGUCAGACACUUAAGUUUGUGUUCUGAAAAGGUGACACAAGGAUUGGAAAAUAUAAAGGACUUCAAAGGGCUGUGUGUAGCCAAGUAACAUAACAGUGUGUAACAAGAUAUUAAGAGACAUUAAUGUAAGUGAUUUAGCGAUAUUGAUAAUUCUUUAUUUCAUUGAAUAUAAGUCAUUGAUUUACUUAAGAAGAGGAUUUAUGUUUGUGCAUUUAAGAAAGCUGUUAUUUUGAGUGAUUCUGCAACAUUUCAACAUCUUUAUAAUGCCUGCCUUUAUUCUGAAGGGUUAAUUUCAAAGACAAUAACUUAACUUGGCAUAUCCUAUUCUCUUGAGUAUUUCUUUUUGUAAAAUGUUUGUUGUAAACUCUACUGUUUAUUUAAGACAACUGUCUUGUGUACAGGUUACUUUCAAAUAAGUUAAUAUGUCACAUAGAAGUAAAGAGAGUCAGUGUAAAGGAUCACUCGUAGAGCCAGUAGAAGAGACAGAGCAGACAGAUGAGUCUAGCGUUGUACAAGAAGCAGUACAGUCUGAAGAGCCUCGACGAAGUGGAAGAGCCCGUACAUUAACGGAAAAGGGAAAAGAAUUUCAGAAAGAAAAAACAAAAGAACUACUAAUUCGCUUUGACAGCAUUUAUGAACGCUGGAAAGUUUUAACUAAGGUGGCUAAGAAAUCAGUUACAAAACAAGAUCCAAGUAACAUCCUACACGAACACAGCAGCACUAUUCAAAGAGAGUUAUCUGAACUGAAUAAUGUUUAUGAAGAAUAUCGCAGGAUUGACAGCCCAGCUCACGAGAUGCGCCGCAAGCUGGAUAAAUGUAUAUCAGUCACCAAGAUUGUUGUACACAACGCGCAAUCUCAAAUUCAAGGAACAAAGGAGGAACUGAUUUGGCCGGAUGCAAGCUCCGUAUUCGCAUCUACGAUUUCCAGUGUGUCAUCUCCAGACUUUAAGUCUUCUAAGGCCACUUCCAUUCGCUCUAAUGUAUCCUCAGUUAAACGACAAGAAGCCGCUGCUGAGUAUGCAGCCACAAAGGCUGUGUUGAAGAUUAUGGCUGAGCAAGAGUGCCACCAAGAGAAACUCCAAAGACUUGAAGUUGAGGACAAGAAGAUAGUUGCAGAGCAAGAAGUAGCUGCAGUAACUCGUCGUCUUCAAGGCGAAAGAGAAGAGACUGAACGUAAGAUAGAAAAGGAGAGACAAGAAGCUUUGCUCUUAAAGAAACAGCAAGAAGAGAAUGCUGCAAGGAAAAGAUCUGUAGAAGACUUAAAAAGAGAGCUUGGACGUUUAGAGGAGAUAAAAAGACUGAACGCGGCCAGAGCAAGGCUUCAAGUCUAUGACGAAAAUGAGUUGUAUCCAGACCAAAGGCUUACUCUACAUAAGUCUGAGCUGCCUACAUUUGAGCAACCAAUUGAUCAGGUGAAUCCUGUGUAUCAGCACCCACAACCACUAAGGGAUGUGGCUCCAAGAAGUGUGCUUCAAAACGACACAAGAGAGCUUGUGAAAGUCCUGGCUGAGGCUAUAUCAGCAAAUAGGCUUCCCAUUCCAGAGCCUACAAUUUUUAGUGGGGAUCCACUCAAGUUUAACCAUUGGAAGUCUUCCUUUCAGACACUGAUUGAGAGAAAAAAUAUUCCAGCUGCAGAGAAAAUCUUCUUCCUUCAGAAAUAUGUGGGAGGAGCAGCUAAAGAAGCAAUAGAAGGUUAUUUUCUGAUCGAUUCAGAAGAUUCAUAUCAUGCAGCAUGGGACCUGCUCAAGGAACGUUAUGGUGAGCCGUUUGUGAUUGCCAAGGCCUUCCGAGACAAAAUACAUGCUUGGCCAAAACUAGCUCCUAAGGAGAGUGCAGACUUAAGAAAAUUUGUAGACUUUCUACGUAGUUGUGAAUUCGCUAUUGCUCACAAUGAGAGUCUAAAGGUUCUUAAUGAUGAUAUUGAGAAUCAAAAACUAGCUGCCAAACUACCCGACUGGUUAAGUAGCAGAUGGAACCGAAGGGCCACACAAUACCAACUGGAACACAGAAGGUUCCCAAGCUUUAACUAUUUUGUGACAUUCCUGUCGAUGGAAGCUAGUAUUGCGUGCAACCCUAUAACAUCCUACAACGCAUUACGACAAAGUGAACCUGAUAAAGCAAAGAUCAAGAACCAAACUGUAGGUGCCAAGAUCUUCACAACUAACAUCAGUGAGAGAAACAUAGUCACAUGUGUGUUAUGUAAGAAAUUAGGACACAGUUUACACAAGUGCUUCAAAUUCAUUGAAAGGACAGUUGCCGAACGAGUCAAGUUCAUUCAGAAUGAAAGACUGUGCUUCGGAUGUUUAAGUCCUGGCCAUCAAUCCAAGAGCUGCAGUAGCCGGAUGGUCUGUGACACCUGCUCAAAACGUCAUCCCACAUGCCUAACAACCCACAUGCAAGCUAACAACCAGCAUAGACUACAAGCUAGCUAGCUAUCUAGCUAACAAGACUACCUAGCUAACUAGUUAGCUAGCUAGCUUACUCACAAGACUAGCCAAGUUAGCUGCGUUGUUGCUUGCAUGCGAUUGACUGUGGUCUUGGGGGUGGCACA